Messenger RNA from Mycotypha africana, 944 nucleotides. RefSeq lists its product as uncharacterized. The transcript is spliced from 4 exons. The record is from RefSeq and is a predicted model, not a curated record. The coding region runs from base 332 to 724 and encodes 130 amino acids. NCBI's taxonomy places the organism in Eukaryota, Fungi, Mucoromycota, Mucoromycetes, Mucorales, Mycotyphaceae.
UUUUAAGAUUUUUGGCCGGACUUAAUUUUCACUUUAUCACCACGUCAUCUAUCAUUAAAACAGGCUUUAAGAAUGAAUAAAAAUAUGAGGAGAGCAGCAUGUACUCUUUCACCAUAACAACCUUUCCAUCAAUUAGAGUACAGUAAUAUCUACAUUUUUUUCAAAGGAUCAGGAUUCGUUGUUCUUUUUCAAUUAUAGGCAUUUAUUAUAGGCUGUUGUUGUAUUCGCUGGUUUUGUUUUUAUUAGAGAUCAGAAAGUUUUUCAUUGAACCAGCUCAGCUGUCAAAAAAAAAUCUACACACAGAACACGAAAAUAGUACUUUACAUUGGAGAUGAAAUCGCUCGCUUAUCGCUUUCCUCCAUUACCUGCUAAAUUCAGCAACACCACUCCGGAACAAUACUUGGAUCGUUUGAUUGAUGUUUGCAAAGAGUAUGAAUGGCUGAUCGAUGCGUUGGCCUUUGACAUUUUCACACAUAACUACUGGGGGAAAUUUCCUGCAGAAUGGACAGAAGCGCUUAUGAGUUACGUUGAUGAAGCUGGUGAUGAUCGUUGUGCUUGUGCAGUAUUAGAACUUACUUCGAAAGAAGCAGAUUAUUCUCGAUGGCCUACAUCCUUAAAGGCUUAUUUAGAAACCAUAAGAGAUUUACCAUUACCUCGAGACGUCUUAAAUGAAAAAGAAAACGAACGACCUAAUAUAAGAAGGAGGCAUUUCGUCUGUUAUUGACUUGGGUUCAGGCCAAGGUUACUUGUCGCGUGCUCUUGCCUUUGAUUACGGCCUGGAAGUUCUUGCUGUCGAUAUGUCUGAAGUACAGACAAAAGGAGCCAUUCGGUUUGACAAAAAAGCGUUGAAAGAGUCGUCUUCGUCGUCGUCGUCGUCGUCGUUCUCGAAGGCAGCAGCAUUUGAAAAGAAUUUAAAACAUGUGACAGAAAAGAUUACACCUGAG